UUUUAGGAACAGCAAAGUAUCUCCAUAUUGGAGAAGAGAUGGAUGGAGUGGAUAUGCGAGCAGAAGUUGGUCUUCUCAGCAGGAAUGUUGUCAUUCUUGGAGAAAUGGAGGACACAUGUUUACAACAGCGCUGUGUGUAAAUACUACAACUUUGAUACCUUUGGAGGUCACCUGAAGGUUGGACGCGGUUUUAAAUCUGUUCAUUUGGAAGGAAUAGAGCUGAAACACAUGGGACAGCAGACGAUGGGACAUUACCCUGUUCAUUUCCAUACUACUGGUGAUGUGGAUGAAAAGGGUGGAUACCACCCACCCACUUAUGUGAAAGACAUCUCAAUUCAUCAUUCAUUCUCUCGCUGUGUCACUGUCCAUGGCACCAAUGGUUUGCUGGUAAAGGAUGUGGUUGGCUAUGACACUCUUGGUCACUGUUUCUUCACGGAGGAUGGUCCUGAAGAGCGUAAUACAUUUGACCACUGUCUUGGACUUCUAAUCAAAGCAGGAACGUUACUACCUUCUGACAGAGACAAUACAAUGUGCAGAACUAUUACUGAAGGCUCCUUCCCAGGAUAUGUGGCUAAACCCAGACAAGACUGCAAUGCUGUGUCUACAUUUUGGAUAGCCAAUCCCAACAACAAUCUCAUCAACUGCUCUGCUGCUGGCUCCGAAGAAACCGGAUUUUGGUUCAUCUUUCACCAUGUACCGACAGGGCCCUCUGAGGGAUUGUAUGCCCCGGGACGUUCUGAGCACACUCCCUUAGGAACAUUCCAUAAUAAUCGAGCACACUCCAACUACAGGGCAGGAAUGAUCAUUGAUAAUGGAGUGAAAACCACAGAAGCCAGCGAUAAGGAUAAGAGGCCAAUCUUCACAUUGAUUGGAUCACGAUAUGGGCCACAUCAGGAUGCUGAUCCCCUCAAGCCAAGAGUACCUGCAAUAAUCCAGCAUUUUAUUGCUUACAAGAACCAGGACCAUGGAGCCUGGCUGCGGGGUGGAGAUGUUUGGCUGGAUAGCUGCCAAUUUUCUGAUAAUGGCAUCAGCCUAACUCUGGCAAGUGGAGGGACCUUUCCCGAUGAUGAUGGAUCCAAACAAGAAAUUAAAAAUAGCUUAUUUGUUGGGGAGAGCAACAAUGUGGGCACAGAAAUGACAGACAACCUCAUAUGGGGCCCUGGAGGUCUCGAUCACAGUGGAAGGACAUUACCUAGAGGAGUGAAUUUUCCUAUUCGGGGUAUACAAAUCUAUGAUGGA
This is a messenger RNA of Staurois parvus, 1239 nucleotides long. The record is from the annotation of a GenBank genome assembly. NCBI's taxonomy places the organism in Eukaryota, Metazoa, Chordata, Amphibia, Anura, Ranidae.